Molecule: messenger RNA, 1100 nt
Organism: Rhodofomes roseus
Lineage: Eukaryota; Fungi; Basidiomycota; Agaricomycetes; Polyporales; Fomitopsidaceae
Exons: 3
Coding region: 177-878 (233 amino acids)
Source: RefSeq, a predicted model, not a curated record
UGACUUCGUUCUCGUCGACACCCUAGGAGGGAUGGACUUGGCCAACGGUACUGGUGACCGUCUGGACAUGGACAUUUCCUUCGUGGUUACCUUCGACGGCGAGGCCGCUCCCAAGAACGCUUUCAACAACACGGACGUGGGAAUCCGACGCCGUCUACCCUCACGUCAACAGCACCAUGCACAUCGAGGUGUGCAACAUUGUCGACCUCAACUCGACCAGGAAGGCCAUCGUCGAUGUCGCCGCCGACGAUGGCGACGACGGCCCCCACACGGUGACAGAGUUUGAGAUGCUCAUUCUCCUCGUCGCGGUCUCCAUCUACUGCGUGCCCGCCAUCCUGCUUUACGGGGCCCCUCCCAUUCUUUCAUUCAUCAGUCGCCUUCCUAUCAUCAACAUGAUCGUGGACGACAUCCGCCGUGAACUCGCACAUCCUCGACUGUACCUGCUCAACCUCGCGUACAUCAUGGCGGGGCUGUACCUCGCCGAAGAGUCUCUGUUGGGUCCACUGUUUGCCGACCCGUUCGUGCGCAUCGGCUGGCUGAUGGAGCGCGGGUGGAUCAACACCACGUUCCUGGCACAAGACUUCAUGAUCCUCUACCUAUGGGCAUGGUGGAAGGCGGUGGUCCCGGCAGAGCGAGCACGGGCUCUGGACGCAAUGGGUUUGACGGGUACUCCCAUCGUUGAGGAGUGGGCUCUACACAAUACGGACGGCGGUUCGCACCGUCGUGCAUCGGAGACGGGUGGGCUUUCCGGACCUUGGGCGAUGAAAGUGCUCAAGUCAUUCGACAAAGUCUACAAUGUGCUUCUGUACGACGAACAGGGCAUUGCGGCAGUCUUCGUCAAGCCGGAGACGACUGUGCUCUUCGGCGACCUCGACUGAGCUGCAGGCUUGCCCCCUCGCUCAACACAAACAAUGUAAUGUAGUCGCCGGGACGCUCCCUGACGACGACGAAGGCUCGUUGCUCCCGGGCACAUCUACACGAUGAUACGACACGCUGCGGCGCUAUCGUACAUCCUUUCCGUUGGAUUGACAACUCUUGUCAUGCCCUCCGUCGCCGGAUUGGCUUAGGCUGUACAUCGAGUCGGGUACUCGUAGUACAUG